Eubalaena glacialis (North Atlantic right whale) is the source of this 1152-nucleotide messenger RNA. It is a transcript of the gene CETN2, whose product is annotated as centrin 2. The coding region runs from base 1 to 615 and encodes 204 amino acids. Gene Ontology annotation, cellular component: centriole; centrosome. The transcript is spliced from 5 exons. Gene Ontology annotation, biological process: nucleotide-excision repair; centriole replication; mitotic cell cycle. NCBI's taxonomy places the organism in Eukaryota, Metazoa, Chordata, Mammalia, Artiodactyla, Balaenidae. The record is from RefSeq and is a predicted model, not a curated record. Gene Ontology annotation, molecular function: calcium ion binding.
AUGGGGAGAGACGCCGUGCGCGCGGGGCGGUGGGAACGGAGCCGAGUCACUGUGUACGUCGGUUGCCGUAACAACGGGAAGUGGAGUCCAUCCGCGAUGGCCUCUAACUUUAAGAAGGCAAACAUGGCAUCAACUGCCCAGCGAAAAAGGAUGAGUCCUAAACCGGAGCUUACUGAAGAACAGAAACAGGAAAUUCGAGAAGCUUUUGAUCUCUUUGAUGCUGACGGAACUGGGACAAUUGAUGUUAAGGAACUUAAGGUGGCAAUGAGGGCACUGGGCUUUGAACCCAAGAAAGAAGAGAUCAAGAAAAUGAUAAGUGAAAUUGAUAAGGAAAGGACAGGAAAAAUGAACUUUAGCGACUUUUUGACUGUGAUGACUCAGAAAAUGUCUGAGAAAGAUACCAAAGAAGAAAUCCUGAAAGCUUUCAAGCUCUUCGAUGAUGAUGAAACUGGGAAGAUAUCGUUCAGAAAUCUAAAACGUGUGGCCAAGGAGUUGGGUGAAAACCUCACCGAUGAGGAGCUGCAGGAAAUGAUUGAUGAGGCCGAUAGAGAUGGAGAUGGAGAAGUCAAUGAGCAAGAGUUCCUGCGCAUCAUGAAGAAGACCAGCCUUUAUUGAGAUCAGUGUCAUCUUCUAUAACGCAAGCACGUGGAACUCGAUUUCGUGCCUGCUGUUGUGUGAAGCCUGGUUUUUGAGAACGUAAAUUAUUUUUCCCCCACUGAUCACUCUGUAUGACCUUAGUAAUAACUCUGAAUCUAUUUUCAACUUUUGAAAGUGUUCUUUGAAAUUGAGGUUCUUUGUAAGGUGACCUGCUGACUGCUUUAAUGCCCCAGGGCAGAACGAGAGCAUGUUAGAGUGGAGAAAAGGGUCUUUGAGCUUUUGCACACCUGCUAUCCUGCCUUGUAUCGCUUAACUCUUAUCCCACAUUCCCACAUUUAUGCCACCGCAGAACAACUUCUUCACAAGCACAUGUUGUACUUGUGUCACCACAAGCAGGGGGCAUCUCUUCAGUGGUUCCAAUUUUAGUUGGCACCUGAGUGCAGCUUUCUCUUUUAUAAAACCCGGUGAACUCUCUUACUUGCAUUUGGAUGUGUGUGGGUGUGUGUGUGCGCGCGCUAUUUGUUUUGUCUUCAAAUAAAACCUUUCUUAUUUUGA